Botrytis fragariae is the source of this 857-nucleotide messenger RNA. RefSeq names its product putative ribosome biogenesis protein rlp24 protein. Gene Ontology annotation, biological process: ribosomal large subunit biogenesis. The record is from RefSeq and is a predicted model, not a curated record. Lineage: Eukaryota; Fungi; Ascomycota; Leotiomycetes; Helotiales; Sclerotiniaceae. Gene Ontology annotation, cellular component: nucleolus. The transcript is spliced from 3 exons. Bases 1 to 573 code for a protein of 190 amino acids.
AUGAGAAUCGAAACCUGUUAUUUUUGCUCGCAGCCCUGCUACCCAAGUAAGGGCAUAACAUUCGUUCGUAACGAUGCGCGAACCUUUAGAUUCUGCCGCAGUAAAUGCCACAAGAACUUCAAAAUGAAGCGUAACCCCCGCAAACUCAAAUGGACCAAAGCAUUCCGCAAAGCCGCAGGCAAAGAAAUGGUCGUCGACAGCACCCUCAACUUCUCCGCUCGCCGCAACGUUCCCGUCCGUUACAACCGUGAACACAUCGCCACUACCCUCAAAGCCAUGCAACGUGUAUCCGAAAUCCGGGCCCGUCGCGAACGUGUCUUCUACAAGAAGCGCAUGGAAGGCAAUGUGGCCAGACAAAGAGAAGCCAACCGAAAAUUGGUUGCAGAGAACGAGCACUUGCUACCCAAGAUGCGCGGCAGCGAGAAGAAGAGACUCGAGGAGUUGGGAGAAGAGGUCAACGAGUUGGAUUUGGAGAGAGAGCAAAGAAGUGUGUUUGGAAAGCAGAAGAUCAGGCUCAAGGAGUUGGUUGAUGGUGGUGUGGAGGAGGCUGAUGAUAUGGAGAUGGAUGAUUAAGGGGAUUGUGAAAACACCCGAUUUUGAGAUUGAUGUCACAUAUGGCUUGCGGCUGGCCAUCAGAAGCUGGUUUGGAAACAACGAGAUUAUUCCAUUUGACCUCCCUCGAAUCGCCAAUACCGGGAUCAGCAAUGUCACCAGGACUUACCAAAAAGCACGUCAUGAAAAGUCAAUCUUUGUUAGGAAGGAUGGAGUUUAUGGAUUUGUAAAAAGGGCGUUUUGGUAUCACAAUAAUUAUAUUAGCCUAUCUUAGGAGAAUUUCGCAACACGAGAAUUGCAAAGAA